CCCCAAACCCGUUCAAUUUGAAUUCGGAAACUUUCCCAAAAAGUGGUUUACCGAAGCAUCUUUCACGCGACAGCAUGCUGUAAAGCUGUUCAACGGCACAGUUUUUAAAAUUUGAAAAAGGGCGGGCCAGCGAUUUAAUGGCAGUUUUUUUAACAAGUGUUAAAUGAAGGACAGUGGUUUGAGAUGACAAGCUUUGAGUGCAGGAGCUUCCUACAGUUUUUUAUUAAUUGUUUUCCGAUGAAGAAGCUCCUCAUUUCAAUCUAGAAGAAUAAACCCCAAAUCCGCUGAAUUUUUGCAUAUAUCUUGUCGAAUAAAUUGAUGGUAGGAAAGAGGGGGAAAAAUCAAGGUACAGGCUUGGUUAUGGGCGAUCUGUCGAAUGGAUGAAAAAUUGGAGUAAUAGAUCAUGUUCCAUGGCAGAUGUUCUUGCUUGAUUCUUCUGUACAAGCAUUAGGAAAUCAGGGGUACAUUUCACUGUAGCUUAACUGACCAAACAAUGACUGGGGUUCAGCAGCUCAAUAAUGUCCGCAUUACCCGGGCAAGGGCUGCAAAGUCCACAUCUAAUAAUAAUGCUGUUUCCUGUGAAAAUCAACUACCCCCACCCUUUCCUCUAUCGGGCCAAAGGAAGAGGAAGAAGAGACCAGCAGCUGAAGACUCGACAACACAUUCUUCAAAUGUUGCUGUGAGCCCAUCUAAACAUCGAGCAGCUCUUGGAGAUGUGACUAAUAUCUAUAAAGAUGGAGAACCGGUUAAUUGCUUGCCAAGAGUCAAGACACGGAAGGUUGCGUCUCUGGGUAACAAUAGCAAAGGAAGAGGCCAAGGAAUUAUUCAGAAUGUCAACACAGAUACACAAGUUACAGAAAUAAAAAAGGAUAUGGUACUUGGUCCUUGCAAUUCCAAGGAUGGUUCUUCUAAUAAUGCUGUUAGGAUUGAUGAAAAAAACAGCAAUGGGGAGAAUGUGCAGGGUGCACAGGCUAAUUCUAAAGAGCCAACUACAAUUACAGAAAAUAUACCAGUGCAUUCAUCAUCCAAACAGCCUGUAGCUGAAACAAAAAAUGAAAAUGCUUCAGUAUGUGCUAAUGAGGUGUUAGUUUCUUCUCUGAAGCAACAAACUUGCCAAAACCAGCAAGUACUGAGAGAGCUAAAAAAUACUUCAAAACAAGGUGUUCCUGCUAUUCUAGUAAAAUCUCGUGAAGGUGCAGGGUGCUCUAGCCGUUCUCACUAUAUUGAUAUUGAUUUAGACCAUGGUGAUCCUCAGAUGUGUACUGCUUAUGCCACAGAAAUUUAUGAUAAUUUACGUAUAAUAGAGCUAAAACGGCGAGCAUCACCUUACUACAUUGAAACAAUUCAGCAGGAGAUCAAUGCAAAUAUGAGGGGCAUACUUGUUGAUUGGCUUGUUGAGGUUGCAGAGGAGUACAAGCUUGUGCCAGAUACACUUUACUUGACAGUGUCCUAUAUUGAUCGGUUUCUCUCUGCAAAUGUUGUAAAUAGACAAAGGCUUCAGCUUCUCGGGGUUACUUGCAUGCUUGUUGCGUCGAAGUACGAAGAAAUUUGUGCUCCUCAUGUGGAAGAAUUUUGUUACAUUACAGAUAAUACCUACACAAGGGAGGAGGUUUUAGAAAUGGAGAUUGAUGUCUUAACUUAUUUGCGAUAUGAUCUGACAACACCAACGACUAAGAGCUUUCUCAGGCGUUUUGCCCGGGCUGCUCAAACAUCAUAUAAGGUUCCAUCUCUUCAUCUGGAAUUCAUGGGCAAUUAUCUUGCUGAACUCACCCUUGUUGAGUAUGAUUUUCUCCGUUAUGUUCCGUCUAUGAUAGCUGCAUCAGCUGUAUUUGUGGCAAGGAUGACUCUUGACCCUGGAACUGGCCCCUGGAAUUCUACUCUGGAACAUUACACAGGCUAUAAAGUAUCAGACAUGAAGGACUGCAUCCAGGCAUUGCAUCAUUUACAGCUAAAUAGCAAAGGCUGUGCAUUGACUGCAGUCAGGGAGAAGUAUCGCCAACAUAAGUUCAAAUGUGUGGCAAACAUGUCGCCUCCACCAGUAAUUUCUCCUCAGUUCUUGAAAGACCAAUAAUAAUGAAGUUGGCACUAGUAUCUUGAGGCUGAAUGGGUCUUAAUUUAGUAGGGAAUUUUUUGACUUCAUAUGUAAGGACAUUCAUUUAUGUCCAUGCAAGUUCUCGGAUAGCCUAGCUGAAAUUUCACCUGUCUUGGGUGAGAUACUUUGCUUAACUUCCAUACAGAGGAUUACAUACAAUGCUCAGCACACUAAUAUUUGCAAAAGGUGUAAAUUUUAAACUUGGAGCAGCAUCAGGUCUUACUAUUCUGAUGUAAUUAACCUGUCAAAUACGUUUUGUAACAUGACAAGAUUGAUUGAUUGCUACGAAAGUGGGCUAGCUUGGGACUGAAUUUGUACUGACAUGUUUACUAUGCAUUUUUCAUCUAAUUGAAAGCAUGGCCGAAAGCUACUUAUUAGUGUUAA
Molecule: messenger RNA, 2476 nt
Organism: Cryptomeria japonica (Japanese cedar)
Lineage: Eukaryota; Viridiplantae; Streptophyta; Pinopsida; Cupressales; Cupressaceae
Product: cyclin-A1-4
Exons: 12
Coding region: 494-2071 (525 amino acids)
Biological process (GO): regulation of cyclin-dependent protein serine/threonine kinase activity; mitotic cell cycle phase transition
Cellular component (GO): cytoplasm; nucleus; cyclin-dependent protein kinase holoenzyme complex
Molecular function (GO): cyclin-dependent protein serine/threonine kinase regulator activity
Source: RefSeq, a predicted model, not a curated record